AUGGAAAAGAAAAAGAAAGAUGAGAAACCAGAAGAGCAACUUACAGAACCUGAAUCAGCUAUCCCAGAAUCCUUACUCGAAUUUCAAAUUGAGACAAAAGAAGCAGCAAUUGACCGGAUUUUGUUUGGUCUGAAACAACUGGAAAAAAAGAACAAAGAAUAUCGUGAAAGAGACAACAUUCUGAAGGAAGAACAGCAGGCACACAUCAGGCGUAUAUUAAGACAAAUAGAAGAAGAGGAGAAACAGCAAGAUGAAAAGGAGGUUGUAACUAGGGACGAUGUGGAGGAGUCACUGAAAGCACUAUGGCAGUAUGUUAGGGACGAAGAACAACUGCUGAAAGAUCUGCUCUCCCAGAUUGAAGAAACUGAGCAAAAACUUUCAGUAAAGCAGAGUGAGAGGGAUUAUUGGUUGGAGUAUAUAAAUGUAGGAAGUAAAACACAGGCCGACAAGAUUAUGAAUCUGGAAAAAGACAUCAAGGAAGUGAAAGACGACCUUCACCGGGCUACAGAAUAUUAUAGGAAUGCUUUGAAAGCAGUCAAAGAAGAAAAUGACAGACUGGUUGAGUGGCACAUGAAGUUAAGUAAGGAACAGGCCCUUGAGAAUGCUGUAAGAUGCUUAGACAAAAACUGUCGCAGAGAAAUUGAAGAGAAUGAAUGGCUAAAAGAAGAGGUGAAGAUGUACCAAAAGGAAAUAAGUGAUUUGAAAGCUUCUAUUCAGCUCCUGGAAGAAGAAAAUAUCAGUUUAGUGACAAAGCUGAUUGAUGGCAGGCUUCAGAAUCUGAGAGUACCCAGGUGUUUUUUUCUUAGCCAGGCAGCCGGCUUGCAAGAUGAAUUUCCUAAGGAUGGAAGGAAAGAAGUAAAGUACAAAGAGUAUGCAGCAAAGACAGAUGGAGAUGAAAGCCUCAGAAGUGCCAGAGUCCCCUGUCAGAAAAAAAAAGCCUUUCCAAAGAGUCUGUCAGAGAAUGAGAAGCCUCAAGACAGGGAUGAGGAGCAGUGGGAAAAGUCAUUCACUCCAGCUGUUGAUAGCUUGUUGUCUGAAGAUGAGAAAGAUUUCCAGGAACACUUAGAACUGGGUCCUCUGGAGACAAGCCUAAUGUGUGUGGUUGGAAGAGCCAUGCCUAUUCAUAAAGAGCCAGAAGAAAUGCCAAGCAGGAGCCACAAAGAAGACGGCACUACUGGUAAAUCAGAAGGGCACAUCACAGCUCGGAUGAUCAAGGCCUUGUUAGCUAAAGAAAAGGUCGGUUAA
Molecule: messenger RNA, 1245 nt
Organism: Opisthocomus hoazin
Lineage: Eukaryota; Metazoa; Chordata; Aves; Opisthocomiformes; Opisthocomidae
Source: RefSeq, a predicted model, not a curated record